AAAACUGGCGAUUAACGGAUAUCACCGAAUAGUGCCCCACAGCCAAGCACCAAAUAGUGUAUCCAUUAUGUUCGCCAAGCCGGCCAAGUUGAGCGGCAACGUGCUGCUCAAGAACAAGGACGCCAAGAAGCUCCGUCGCGACGUGGCCGACAGCUUCAAGAGCACGUGUGAUGGCCCGGAUGACGUCAAUCUCAAGCAGCUGCUGGCCUCCAAGGCCUCUGUGAAGAAAAUGAGCUUCCAGGCGCCAUCCCGAGUCGUCGUUUACGCAGCAGAGGAGACCAAGGAGCCGCUAAUCUUUGACACGUCGGGCAAGGGAGACUUCUGCUUCAGUGUGUAUGCACUCUGGCGUUUUCCGACGCUUCUCCCACCUCUGGUGGUGCACGCGCCCGUGAGCGAGUUCGUAUUACGAGGAGCCGAUGUGAUGCUUCCGGGCGUGGUGUUUACGUCUGAGGAGCAGCUUCAAUCGCUACGCAAGGGUGAACUCCGAGCUGUUUAUGCUCGAGGCAAUCCCUGUGCAAUUGGAGUGGGCGAGAUGCUCGUGGACGCAGCCGAGGUGGAGCGCAGCGGCAAAAAGGGACGAGCACUGAAGCUCUGGCAUGUUGUGGGGGACUCGUUGUGGCAAAUGGGGCCGCAGACGCUGCCUAAUGAAGGAUUUCUAGGCGAAAUGGUGGUGCCUAUUGAAGGUGAGGAAGACGCUGGCGUCACGCUGGAAGGAGUGACGCUGGAAGAGGAGAAGGAGGAGGAGAAAGAGGAAGAAGAAGUGACCAAACAACAGAUGGACAGUUAUUAUGUGGCAGCGCUAUUACAGGCUCUCAGGACGGGAAAAAUUCGAGAGAAGGAUCUGCCAAUGCUGGCCAGUUCGUUCCAUGCCAAUGUUCUACUACCCUGCCGUCGUGCUGGUGUAUCGCUGAAUAUCAAACACAGCUCCUUUAAGAAGUUAUCUGUGUUCUUAAAGGCUAUGGCUGCGCAUGGACUACUGGCUGUGGCGGAUAAUGACGGUGUACAAUCGAUCAGAGAAAUCGCCAGACGCCACCCGGAUGUGUUGUCACACGAGCCGUACCAGACCGACGAAGAAGCCCAGCAGGAAGAACAAGCCGCUGCCAAUAAAGCUGCUGGACUGCCUGCUUUUGUUCCUGGCCAAUACGCUCCUGAAGUGGAGGAAUGCAUCGGUCUAUCGCUUGCGCUCAAGACCCUUCUUCCGUCAGUCUUACCAAAUACUUCUGCUAGCCAACUGCUUAAAAAGUACUGGUCACCUGCUGAGGUCCGUGAUUUGGUCACUCAGUGCAUUGAAAGCCAAGGACUGGUAGACGCUGACAACAAGAAGUUUGUGCGGCUGAACGGUCCGCUUACAGAUGCGCUUUAUGGCAAGAAAAAGCCUUCGGGUGGCUAUCCAGAGCGUCUUGCUCGACCAGAGAUCCUUAACCUGCUGUUGUCCAAGUGUACGCGUUACCACCGAAUUAAGCUGUUCCCGACUCAUGCUGCCAAGCUCCAUGGCGGCAGCUUGAAGCCGAUCACGAUCCACGCUGAGAAGCUGAAGCGUAGGAACAACACGACAAUCACAAACAUUGCGUUCUACCAGCAGUUCGGUAUCGAUGGCGCUGCAUUUGCCAAGGAAGCCCAGAAGAGAUGGGGCUGUAGUGCUGCUGUGCAGACGUCGGAGGACAAAAGCAAGGGCGAGGAGAUCCAGGUUCAUGGCCACAUGACAAACGAAGUGUUGGAGUACUUGGCCACCAAGUACCGCAUUAAUGCCAAGUACUGCAGUGUGACAUACGGCAAGGAUGUCAAGGCCAAGAAGAAAAAGUAAGUGUACGAAUGAGAACAUUGAAAAUGUAGUCGUGCAGUUUAUCUAGGACGUUUUAGGAGGUAGCGACCUCUUCUAUCAGCGGCGAUGAAGCAGAGGAUGUAGACGUUCCCGAUUUGCGUUUCUUCUUUUUCUUGCGAGAGGUGGUGUCGGUAGAGACGGUAGCACCAGUUGUCGAAGACGUCGCAGUAGUAGUGGUAGUAGUGGUCUUGCCCUUUGACUUGUUUGAAGAUUUUUUCUUCUUGGUCGUU
Phytophthora nicotianae INRA-310 is the source of this 2052-nucleotide messenger RNA. RefSeq lists its product as hypothetical. The transcript is spliced from 2 exons. Gene Ontology annotation, molecular function: RNA binding; translation initiation factor activity. Lineage: Eukaryota; Oomycota; Peronosporomycetes; Peronosporales; Peronosporaceae. Gene Ontology annotation, biological process: translational initiation; formation of translation preinitiation complex. The coding region runs from base 68 to 1804 and encodes 578 amino acids. The record is from RefSeq and is a predicted model, not a curated record.